Molecule: messenger RNA, 2270 nt
Organism: Acipenser ruthenus (sterlet)
Lineage: Eukaryota; Metazoa; Chordata; Actinopteri; Acipenseriformes; Acipenseridae
Exons: 5
Coding region: 157-495 (112 amino acids)
Source: RefSeq, a predicted model, not a curated record
CUGGUAUUGAAAGUCCCUGAAAUCACAAAAUCAGUUUAACGUUUUCGGGGAUUUCAGCUGACGAUAAUUGACACCCGCCACCGAACUAGUCCGAGCAAUGCAGCGAUGAGCGAGACGCAGAACGGUGUUUGUACACUAUCCCCGAAGUGAUGAAAAAUGUCGGGACAUUUUAAUCUUUCAAACAACCGGAGCAAGUUUGGGAUUGGAGCUAACCUGUCUCAGAAUGUUCCUCAGGAUCUCACCCAGCAAGAGUUUGGCUCCAGAGGAAUCCACAAUGACUCGACCCUGUUCACGUGGACAGAACCCCCGAGGGGCAGGGGCGUGACGGAGAGGGGGAACGGGAUCGUCCCAGGUGGGAUAGCAGCAGCUGUGUUCAUUGGCUUGUUGCUGGGGCUCUACGCAAUCCUCUGGAAAUGUAUGGUGACGGCACCCAAGAGGAAGCAGACAAUGAGGAUGAGGGAUCAGAAAGGUCCCAGGAAGGAUCUGCUGUGCUGACAGACCCUGCAUUUUGAUAGCUCCACCCCCAUACCACCAGCCUGGGCUCACAGGGCACUGACACCAGGGGGCGGUGCAGCUAAAUGACCAGGAACUGCCAACAAGACUUCACUUUAGGCUUCUGUAACUUUUACCCAGUACCGUCCAAUCUCUGCACCUCUAUCAGUGUCUCUGACUUUAACCACAAGGACAACUGCUUCCAGAGAGCCUACCACAACAUGGAAGAAUUCUGUUAACCAUUCUGGCCUGUGUUAAUACGAAAGCUUUGGAAGAUUGCUUGGCUAAAGAAAUGACCUGCAAGGAUGUACAAAAUGGUCUUAUAUUUGUAUAUAUAGAUACAAUGUGUUUAGUUAUGAAGUUGGAGGGAGGCUGGCAGAGUGCUGCAGAAUGGAAACCAAGGGAAUUGGAUAGAAAUGCAAAUGAAAUACAUUUAUGAAACACUUUGCUGUACAAGGUACACUGCUACUAGAAUAUUCAGUAAAUACUGUAUGUAGACAUUUUAGCAACACAUUUCAGAUGGAUGGUGGUGAUGGUGAUGCCAAUUCAUAGUCUACUGCAGUCUAUGCCAGUGGUCCUUAAUGCUGUGCCUGCGACAGCAAUGCUGAUGUAUUGGGAGGGAUACUGAGGUUAUUACAGUUGACUGCUCUUUGCUGCCAAUUCUGUGCCAUUUGAUGCAUCUGUAUCUGAAAGAGCUCUCGCAGUGUUUACAGGACACAUUAUUUUACCUUUGCUGUAUCCUGUGUUGUCCAUAUCCCAGCAGUAUAUUCUACAUCAUUUCGACUGUUUGUAAUAUUUUUUUUCGCACAUCAUAGGUAAAUCCACUAAGGAACUACUUUUUCUUGGCAACAAUCUGAAGGAGAAAAUAUUGUAUUUUUUUUUUUCUUUUAACAUUGCAGUAUAUCCAGUUCAUGCUCCCUCCUGCAACAAUGCUGGUGUUGUGAUUUGAAAUGAGUGCUGUACUGUGGGAACAGGAAACCAGCAUUGUUGCACGAGGGAGCGUGGACUGGAUACAACGAUGUUUAGAAGAGAAACUCCUUUUGCUGCUUAACACUACCGAGUAAAUGUUGAGAAAUGCAUUCCCCAGUAUGUUUAAAAAUAUAUUACUGGUACAGUAACUCGUAGGUAAACGGCUGCGAAGUACCUUUUUUAAUAUAGGUGUCUAGUUUAACUCCUCGUUGAAAGAAAUGUAAAGCUCAAGAGAGCUGUUUUCUUUGAUGUCAUCGCUGCCGUGACAGAUGCUGAACUUAGGUAGGUGAAGUGUUUUGUAUAUACUACACAUGGAUACAUUUAAUGUUAUGAAUGUAUGUGAGUUUGUUGGGCAGAGAACACAAAGGUCUUCUCUAGAUACAGACUUGUUUGUUGCCACAUUCUUCUUUUUUCAUUGUGUAUCGAAUCCUUUGUAGGCAACUUGUGCAAAUUCGCAUCUAUUCUUUAAUGUGAAUGCUGUUUUUAAACUUUAUCUAUCUGUCUCGCAUUUCAUAAUGAUCUCAUAAGAAUGUGGCAAUAGACAAGUUAAUAUCUGCAGAUAUGCCGUAUUGUGGUUCCACUGAAGGUGAAGCAACUUGCAUAGUAAAUAUUUAAUUGCUGUCUUAUUUGUUGGCAAAAUUCCUAUCUUAUGACCCUUGCUCUUUUGGUGCCCCAUGUUAUAUUACUCUUUGCUAGACUCUCUUCAAAGCUACCAGUGGACUAAUCCAUCGCUAACAAUACGAAAUGUACAUGCUUGUUUAAUUAGUCUUUGUUGAAAGUUACAUUUAAAUAAAGAAACAUAACCGGUG